Molecule: messenger RNA, 1621 nt
Organism: Vigna unguiculata (cowpea)
Lineage: Eukaryota; Viridiplantae; Streptophyta; Magnoliopsida; Fabales; Fabaceae
Product: palmitoyl-acyl carrier protein thioesterase, chloroplastic-like
Biological process (GO): fatty acid biosynthetic process
Molecular function (GO): acyl carrier activity; fatty acyl-[ACP] hydrolase activity
Source: RefSeq, a predicted model, not a curated record
GAUUUUCACAUCCCUAUGUUACAAACACAAAAUCUUCUCCUCCUCCUCCUCCUUUUUCUUUAUUUAUUAAGCUUCCCCCUUCCCAUAAUUCACCAUUAGUUGCACCUACAAAUUAUACACCAUUUUGAAAUGAAAGCAUUUCCCCUUCAGCAAGAAACUUGGGCUACAUUUAUAUCCAUCGUUACUUUUUCAUUAUUCUGAAUCCCACUAGGCUUGUUAGUGAUUUCAGUCCUUAAACUAACCACCAAUUACAUCCAUCAAUGAUGGCGGCAAUCAGCAGCAUCCGUUCACAAUUUCCACGGAAUGUAAACGAUUCAAGGAAGAAGAAUGUGAGUUUUUAUGCUCCGUGCAACAUUACUAACGUGUUUAAUAAUAAACGAAGGUUUUUGUCGGUGACCGCAAGUUAUAGUGAUAAUCCUCGAAAAAUGGACACUGCCAGCAGAGUAAAUGUGAAUGGAAUACACGUGGCAGAGGCACCUCUUCGAGUAGGAAGGUUGGCAAAGGAAAGUGCAGCAGAUGAAGCUAUUGUUACCAGCUUGCGUGGAAGGUUUGUGGAGGAUAAGUUUGUAUUUAGGCAAAUUUUUGUUAUCAGGUCUUACGAAAUUGGACCAGAUAAAACUGCCACCAUGGAGACACUCAUGAAUUUUCUUCAGGAAACUGCUUUAAAUCAUGUCACUAGCUCUGGGAUCGGGGGAGAAGGAUUUGGAGCAACCCGCGAGAUGAGCCUUAGAAAACUCAUUUGGGUUGUUACUCGCAUUCAACUUCAAGUUCAGAAAUAUAACAAAUGGGGAGACGAAAUUGAAGUUGACACUUGGGUCGAUGCCGCUGGAAAGAAUGGAAUGCGAAGAGAUUGGAUAAUCAGGGAUCACUACACCAAAGAGAUCAUAACAAGAGCCACAAGCACAUGGGUGAUCAUGAAUAGACAAACAAGAAGACUUUCCAAGAUCCCUGAAGAGGUUAAGCAAGAGCUUGUUCCUUUUUACCUAAACAGGCUUGCCGUUCCUACCGAAGAAGUAGAUUGUGAGAGGAUAGACAAACUCACUGAUGACACAGCUGAGAGAAUCCGAUCUGGAUUGGCUCCAAGGUGGAACGACAUGGACGCUAACCAGCAUGUCAACAAUGUGAAAUACAUUGGAUGGAUUUUGGAGAGUGUGCCGAUUGAAGUUCUAGAACAUUAUAAUAUGACAAGCAUGACUUUGGAGUAUCGACGUGAAUGUACACAGUCAAAUAUUGUGGAAUCCAUGACGUGUCCAACAGCAAGAGUUUUUGAGUCCAACAAUAAUUCCAAGAACAGAAAACCGAACCUGCAAUACACACACUUGCUUCGUCUGCAACAUGAUAAAGCAGACGUUGUUCGAGCCAGAACUGAGUGGAAUUUCAAGCAAAGCCAACAGUGAUACAUAACAUUGACAAAAAAACACAGUAUCUUUGGAUCUUAUCUUGUACCUUUUUUCUAUUUUCCUUUUAGCUUUUCGCUCUCGUGGUUUUCCUUUCUAGGAUCCUUUACGUUCUACAUUCAUUACAUUUGUCCUUAAUCCUAUUUUGUAAAUUCUUUGUGAGGAGAACUAUAGAUCGUUAAUUAUUCAGAAUUUAUUACAAAUAAAAGCAUUUUGAUAAUAAC